Molecule: messenger RNA, 2080 nt
Organism: Nicotiana tabacum (common tobacco)
Lineage: Eukaryota; Viridiplantae; Streptophyta; Magnoliopsida; Solanales; Solanaceae
Product: polyubiquitin
Molecular function (GO): protein binding
Source: RefSeq, a predicted model, not a curated record
AAAAGAGGGGAGCAAAAAAGAACAAAAUUUUAGAACCUCCUUUUCACGACUUGCCGUGUGGUUUUUUCUUAUUUGAUUUCUUCGCGGUAUAGUUUUCCUAAUUCGUCGCCAAUAUUGAUUUCCCGCAUCGAUAAAUACCCUGCGCUAUUGCCUUCUUUUUCUUCACAAAUCAUAAAAAACUAGCCUUCUAGCUUUAUUAUCGAUAUAUAUAUCCCUCUGAAUCAAGCAAAUCCAUUUUGAAGGAUCAAGAGAGAUUUAUUAAUGUAUGGAAUUAGUAUUAUCUCCUGCAAGUUGGGCACCAAUGAACGAACAAAAGGUACAGAUGCAGAUCUUUGUGAAGACCCUGACUGGCAAGACUAUAACUCUCGAAGUUGAGAGUUCAGACACGAUCGACAAUGUUAAAGCCAAAAUCCAGGACAAAGAAGGUAUUCCACCAGAUCAACAACGUUUGAUCUUUGCAGGAAAACAGCUCGAGGAUGGGCGUACUCUCGCAGAUUACAAUAUUCAAAAGGAGUCGACACUUCACCUUGUUCUUCGCCUCCGUGGUGGAAUGCAAAUCUUCGUUAAAACCUUAACCGGGAAAACAAUCACAUUGGAAGUUGAGAGCUCGGACACUAUUGAUAAUGUUAAGGCGAAAAUUCAAGAUAAGGAAGGUAUUAUUUUUGCGGGGAAGCAAUUGGAAGAUGGGCGCACUCUGGCAGAUUAUAAUAUUCAAAAGGAGUCAACACUUCACCUAGUCCUCCGCCUUCGUGGUGGAAUGCAAAUUUUUGUUAAGACCUUAACUGGAAAAACAAUCACGUUGGAGGUUGAGAGCUCGGACACGAUAGACAAUGUUAAGGCUAAAAUUCAAGACAAGGAGGGUAUCCCACCUGAUCAGCAGAGGUUGAUUUUUGCUGGGAAGCAAUUAGAAGAUGGAAGAACUCUGGCUGAUUAUAACAUCCAGAAGGAAUCCACCCUUCACCUUGUUCUCAGGUUGAGGGGUGGCAUGCAGAUCUUUGUGAAGACUUUGACGGGGAAGACGAUCACGUUGGAGGUGGAGAGUUCCGAUACCAUUGAUAAUGUGAAGGCCAAGAUACAGGAUAAGGAGGGUAUCCCACCAGACCAGCAGAGACUGAUUUUUGCAGGGAAACAAUUGGAAGAUGGAAGGACUCUCGCAGAUUAUAAUAUUCAAAAGGAAUCUACCCUUCACCUUGUUCUCAGGCUAAGGGGUGGAAUGCAAAUCUUUGUUAAGACCUUAACUGGAAAAACCAUCACAUUGGAAGUUGAGAGCUCAGACACGAUUGACAAUGUGAAGGCGAAGAUACAGGAUAAAGAAGGUAUUCCGCCGGACCAGCAGAGGCUCAUCUUUGCUGGAAAACAGUUGGAGGAUGGUAGGACACUUGCUGACUAUAACAUUCAAAAGGAGUCAACACUCCACCUAGUCCUCCGCCUUCGUGGUGGAAUGCAAAUCUUUGUUAAAACCUUAACGGGAAAGACCAUCACAUUGGAAGUUGAGAGCUCAGACACGAUUGACAAUGUGAAGGCGAAGAUACAGGAUAAAGAAGGUAUUCCACCGGACCAGCAGAGGCUCAUCUUUGCUGGAAAACAGUUGGAGGAUGGUAGGACACUUGCUGACUAUAACAUUCAAAAGGAGUCAACACUCCACCUAGUCCUCCGCCUUCGUGGUGGAAUGCAAAUCUUUGUUAAAACCUUAACGGGAAAGACCAUCACAUUGGAAGUUGAGAGCUCAGACACGAUUGACAAUGUGAAGGCGAAGAUACAGGAUAAAGAAGGUAUUCCACCGGACCAGCAGAGGCUCAUCUUUGCUGGAAAACAGUUGGAGGAUGGUAGGACACUGGCGGACUACAAUAUCCAGAAGGAGUCUACUCUCCAUCUUGUGCUGAGGCUGAGGGGUGGAUUUUAAGCAUUUCUUUCGUCAGAUGUUUCUCUUAAGUCAUUGUUAAUGUUUGUCUUUAGCUUUAUUACAUCUAGUGUUCAAUGACCUCUUAUUGAUGUCAAUGGUAUGAAUUGUGAAUGGACCACUGUUUUCUUAGUGAAAUUUGAUUUCGUUUCUAAUGAAGUUUGCUUCUUUAUGAUUUUA